AUGAAUACAACCUCCUGUCUCAGCGAUGAGCUGCUCUUCCGAGCCACAUUCAACUUUGAAACUGCUCCCUCAAACUUUUGUAUUCAACUGUACCAGUCUGAGCCUGACUUCGCCCCGGAGACAGGGUUAUGGAAUAAAAUCUUGGAAGAUCAGGACUUUCCUCGUUACGGGGUCUCACAGUGGGUCCAGCCAUUUGAAAUCUGCUUGCCUGCCACUGCAUGCUAUGUUGCAGAAAUCUCUACCUUGACGCCAGAUAUGUACCAGUUUGAAUGGGGCGACGAUGGAGAACCCUUUGCUGCUAUGUAUCCUGGAACACGUGAUCCGGAUCAUAUUGAUUACAGCACCAUUCACUUCUUUACUGAUUUUGGCAACUGCAUUCCUGAUUGUGGUCCAGAAGAGUCCCUUUUUGAGCUUAUCCACUUCAGCGGAGACUACGGUGGGGGAACUGGAGGCUUGAAGAUGUUACCACUAUUGAUGGUGAUGCCACUGUGGAAGACGCUGGCAAAGGUGAAGAGAUUAUUGGUUGCAAGUAUUUGA
Messenger RNA from Seminavis robusta, 537 nucleotides. The record is from the annotation of a GenBank genome assembly. NCBI's taxonomy places the organism in Eukaryota, Bacillariophyta, Bacillariophyceae, Naviculales, Naviculaceae.